CCGGAUGAGGAGGAGGACUCCGCGGCUUCUAUGAACUGUACGAUGGAGGGCUUUCAACUGAAUGCUCAGCGUGGUCUGCAGGACGUUCGGGAGAUGAUUGAGUUCCUUCGCGGACCCAGUGGCCCGGACUUCAGUGCGCUAACAUCGGGCCUGCUGAUGGGCGGUCGCACGGACGGUCUGCUCUCUGGUCUGCAUGCACAGGACCGAGUCUUCAACGCCAAUGAUUGGGUGUCUCGGUUCAAGGCCAACGCUGCUGCAUCAGGCGGUGCCGACGACGAAGAUGACGAGGACAUCAUCGACCGCGAUGAGGAAGAGGAGGAAGAACGGGAGGGGCAGGAGGAGGACAAUGCAGACAGCAGCAGUAGUGACGAGGAG
Molecule: messenger RNA, 375 nt
Organism: Dibothriocephalus latus
Lineage: Eukaryota; Metazoa; Platyhelminthes; Cestoda; Diphyllobothriidea; Diphyllobothriidae
Source: the annotation of a GenBank genome assembly